This is a messenger RNA of Amblyraja radiata (thorny skate), 4027 nucleotides long. RefSeq names its product kelch repeat and BTB domain-containing protein 11. Lineage: Eukaryota; Metazoa; Chordata; Chondrichthyes; Rajiformes; Rajidae. Gene Ontology annotation, molecular function: protein binding. The record is from RefSeq and is a predicted model, not a curated record. The coding region runs from base 1089 to 3452 and encodes 787 amino acids. The transcript has 2 exons.
ACUGAUUUAUCAAUGGUUCUACUCUCUUUUUCUUGGUCAGUGGCCAAUUCCACGUCAGUCGUAGGAUGGUUCCAGAAAGGGUGGAGCCUAUCCGGGAAAAUAGCACCCCGCUUUUCUCCAUCACCACCGCCUCCCUCCCUCCCCCUGGCCCCGGCACAUGUCUGAUCAGCACUCCUGCCAGUCCCCACCCACUUCCCUGGCAGCAUCGGUGCAGGCGGACUUUGCUGUCCCACCGCGUUUCCAGUGCAGAAGGAGCAACAAACAGCAGCGAGACUCUGGCAGAACAACCUCGACCCCUGGAUAACGGACACACACACACACACAAGGAGCAAGUUCAACCACCCAUCUAUUCCAGAGGCGAGGCGAGGCGCCGGGCUGUGCGUUGAUCUACCUUCCAGCUUCUUUCCUCUCGCCGACGGAGACGGAUGAACUUUCCCACCUUUGACCAGGAAGCGCCGAGCACCGCCGCCAACAAGCGGAGGUAGAGAGCUGAGGUGCAGCAGGAGCGCAGCGCUGUGGAUUCAGUGAUACGGGAGGAAUCGGCGCGCUCCCCGGGGUGGAUGGAUGCGUCUCUCCGGGGCUGUGCACGACCGCCGGUGGCACAUCGGGCCUAGAAACUGCCGGCGUUGGAACCCAGGGUGGAAGCAGAGCUCGCCAACGGGACUGCUCCGCUCGCCAUCGCCCACGUCUACAAAAAAUACAAGCUCUGCAGGCAUUUCCUCUCUCUGAUGGCCAGUCUUUUCUGCACCGGUUUGCCAGAGCUUUUACACACAGGUCUGACACACCGGGUCCAGAGGUUGAUGUAGUUCCGCAUUUUAACUCCAAAUUGGGAGACGGGACAUAACAGGGACACUCACUGGGGCUGAGCAGAAACCCCUCUCAGCUGGAGUCUACGUUGUGGAGACACGGCCGAUAACACAAGCGAGCUUCACGUCCUAGAGUUCAUUUGUUGCCAAUCCAUCCUGUUUGAAUUAAUGCAAGACAAGGGGUGAAGGAGCAAAGCGAUCUGUGGAUGACCUGCAAACACCACCAGCUACCUGCGGCUCGCAGCCCCUUCGCCGGUGGAUGAGUUGGUCUUUACCCGGUUGAUGGAUCGGUGUGGCCAGGAUCUAUCUACCCUCAUCGAUGAUCCCUCCCUGCAGAGAAUUGAGAACUCGCAGCCCCAGCUCUUCGGAGCGGCGGGCAGUCGGUGCCGAGGGCAGGGCCACCGUGUGGUUGACACGUUCAACCACAAGGACGUGCAUGGUCUGGGCGGCCGGACCGCAGAUGUGGAGGAGUUGGCGGCGGCUGCAGCUGCCGGGUGCGAGCAGCGCGGGGACGCGCACCAGGAACCUUGGCGGGGGCGCGGGGAGGCCGCGGGCGCGCGCAGGGAGGCAAUGAUCAACGUGAACGGCGAGGUGUGGUCCCCGGGGUCUGGUCCCGGGGCUGCGGCAGAGUCACUGGCAGAUGAGCUGCGUCUUGUCCGUGUCCGUGUCCCCGACACAGGGCGGGAGGCAGAGUGGGGUCGCGGGGGCGCGGCUUGUGGCUUCGGCUCGUCCCUCUGCUUCACGGCGGGGGCGAGCGGCGACGAGAGCGCGGCGGGGGUCGGGGGCGAGCACGGGGGCGAGCCUGUGGUGGACAGUCAGCGGCAGAUCAACAACAGCGGGAUGCACGACCAAGCGGCGGGGGCGCGCUGGAGCCUGGACGGGGGCGAGCUCGGGGACGCGCAAGAGUAUGGAGUCGGGAGCGGGGACGCGCAGGAGUUUGGAGAUGGGAUCGGGGGCGCGGACAUGACGGGGGCGCGCUGGACUCUGGAGGCGGGCGGACCCGGGGACGCGCAGGAGUCUGGAGGCGGCCCCGGGGACGCGGAUGGAAGCGGGGGCGCGCAACCCGAGCCCGACCUGGUGAUCGAGGUGGCGGGGCGGCGCGUGCGCGCGCACAAGGCGGUGCUGUGCACGCGCAGCGAGUUCUUCCGCGCGCGGCGCUCGCGCCAGGUGGUGCGCGUCCGCGGGAUCGCGCUGACGGUCAUGCGCGCGCUGCUGGACCACGCCUACGGCGCGCGCCUGCAGGCACCCACGGUCGGGGGCGCGCCUGACGGGGACGUGGACGCGCACGCCGCUGCCGCGCUGCUCGCCGCCGCCCACGCGCUGCAGAUGCCGGGUGCGGUGCGCGCGGCCGAGAGGGCGUUGCGGGAGCAGCUACGGGCGCGCGCUUGCGGGCAGCUGCUGGAUGUGGCCAAGCGGCAGCGCGCUCCCGAUCUGGCCGACCUCUGCCUCGGCUUCAUGAGCGCGCAUUACCUGGACGUGUUGCGCGACCCCGCCGUCUACGGCCGCCUGACCGCUGCUGAGCGGGAGCUGAUCCUGCGGCGCAGGGAGGAGGCGGGGGCGCGCUGUCUGCUGCUGGCGGAGCUGGGCGACGGGCACGAGCGCUCGGGGGCGAGCAGCAGAGACAGCAGCCGCGCGCACAGCCCGUGCAGCCCGGAGCGCGCUCCCGACGAGGAGGUGGAAGGGGACGGGGGCGCGCGCUGGGUGCAUCGCCGGGACGCGCGCACGGGCGAGUGGCGGCGGCUGUCGCGCGUGCCCGAGGCGGUGUCGGGGGCGCGCGGCUGCGGCGUGUGCGCGCUGCACGGCUACCUCUUCGUGGCGGGCGGGACGCGGGGCGGGGACGAGCUGGCGGGGCCGCGCCCGUCUGCGCGCGCCCUGAGCUGGGAGCCGGCGACGGGCGCGUGGCGGGAGGCGCGCGCCAUGGGGCGGGCACGCGCGCGGCCGCGGCUGGCGGCGCUGGACGGCCGCGUGUACGCGCUGGGCGGAGACUGCGAGCUGGCGGUGGAGAGAUACGACCCGCGAUGUGACCGCUGGUCCCCGGUGGCGCCGCUACCCCGGGGCGCCUUCGCCAUCACCCCGCAGGCAGCAGCUUGCUCCGGCCGCCUCUACCUCACCGGGGGCUCCCUGUCCGCCCGCCUGCUCGCCUAUGAGCCGCGGCGGGACGAGUGGGAAGAGUGUCCGGGCAGCCCCGGUCCCAGUGGCCGCGCCGUCGCCCUCCUCGCCCGCCCGCCCUGGCUCUACCGCCUGGAGCUGGACCGGGACCAGUGCUCCCUGUCCGUGCACCGCUACAACACGGCGGGACGGGUAUGGGUGCGGGCCGCCUGCAUCAGCCCCGGACCCUCCCUGCAUCUGCAGCCCGCCCGCUGCGCCCUCCUCGGCCGCUCCGUCUACCUGCUGGGUCGAGCCGCCCUCCUGCGGCUGCUGCUGCCCCGGGACGGCGGUGACGGGAGCGGGGGUGGAUACAGGGGGCGGCGGCGGCAAGGGGACGGUGCAGAGGGGCAGCAGCAGCAGGAGGAGGGCGACGCGGAGGAGGAUGGAGAGGACUUCUCCUACCACCUGCUGCCACCCUGUCUCCAGGCCCGGGGGCCGCUCUUCCCCGUCGUCCUGGCCUUGCCCGAGAGCCCCAGGGACGGGCCGGGGUCGGAGUAACAGCCCUGCUUGUGGAGGGGAGAGUGGGUGGGGUAGUUGUGGAGGAGGGGGUCUUGUGAAGACGGCUGGAGGUGGUGAGGGGGAGUGUGUUGUUCCAUGGAGACAAAUGGAUGGGGCGGGGGCAUUGUCCAGUCUAUGGGGAGCCCAGGCAGGGUGAUGGGGUUUCAACAAGCGGUCACAGGUUCAAGGUGGGGAGGUCAGAGUUUCAGAGGGAAGAAUCCUCACCCUCAGAUGUAGUUGGAGGGGCUGGCGGAGUUAGAGACAACACCAACCCUUUGCAAGGUAUCUCCGCAAGCUCUCGAAUCUCCAAAGGGGGAGAAGGCUGCGUCUUGAUUGAUGCAGCGGGCAGCAGGGAUGGGAUGGGCCGAAGAGCCUGCUUCUGGGCUCUGCGGCUGAACACUAGUCUUUACUGGGGACUGAUCUCAUCUCAACCCUGGCCUUAGGUGAACCUCAAGCAUUUUGGGGGGCUCUGCCAGUCAAAUGAAAGGUGGAAGGACUUUGUACAGACGCGACGUCCAAGGUAGACACUUUUGUAUGUGAUUUUCAUGAAAUAAUGACCACUGUAAAGAUUUAAA